Molecule: messenger RNA, 1449 nt
Organism: Micromonas commoda
Lineage: Eukaryota; Viridiplantae; Chlorophyta; Mamiellophyceae; Mamiellales; Mamiellaceae
Product: glutamyl-tRNA amidotransferase
Exons: 1
Coding region: 1-1449 (482 amino acids)
Biological process (GO): regulation of translational fidelity
Molecular function (GO): tRNA binding
Source: RefSeq, a predicted model, not a curated record
AUGGCGACAGCGAUCGGACCUAACCCUGAGGAUCAAGUUCUUCGAUACCAGUCUCCCAGCAACCAACCCUACGAGGGUUUGGUCUCCUCCACGCGCCACUGCGACGUGCACGACGGGCGCGUCCUCGCCGGCCCGAUCGAUCGAGCAUCGACCAUGUCGCACGUCUCAUCUACGGCGGGGCGGUGGAGCGUCGCUCGCGCUCGCGCGGCGUCCGACUCGGCCGCCAAGGCGCGGAGCGUUCGCGGCAAUCGCCCCCGACGAAUCCUCCACGACGGCGAGCAUCGUCGCGUCGGCGCCCGCGUCGCUCCGCGCGCGAUCAAGAAGAGGAAGGAGGAGGAGAACCCGGAGUGGGCAAAGCACUGGAUCGACGGCGAGAUGCCCGACGGCGUCGACCGCGAGCUCGAGGCCGCGCUCCUCGAGAUGCUCGACAGACGCAGGGACGAGCUCUUCGGCGAGCCCCCUCCGGGCCCAUCCAUCGAGGAGCGCAUGAAGGCGGCGCUCGCGGAGGACACGCCGUUGCCGAAGAACCCCAACCCGUUGGAGCUGCCCCCGCUGCCGGACCUUCGAGAGCUCGCGGAGAUGUCCAACCUCUCCCUCACCGAUGAGGAGAUCGAGGACUUCACCCCGAAAGUGCACGGCAUCCUGAACUGGUUCGGGAAGCUCAACGAGGUGGAUCUGGACGCGAUGAACAAGGACGUCGAGCUGUACAGGGACAAGUGGGUCACCCCGCUCAGGCCCGACGAGCCCGAGGAUUUCGUCAACAUGGAAGGCAUCUACGAGAACGCGGGCGAGCGGUGGCAGGCGCCCUACAUCAAGGUUCCCUCAGUCGACAAGAAGGAGAAGGCGGCGGCGGCGAUGGAAGGGGCGGCGGCGCCGGAAGAAGGGGCGCCCGAAGAGGCGUCGGCUGCGGCCGGCGGCGGUGCCGCGGAGCUGACCCCGGAGGUGCUCGGCAUGGAGCUCCUCGUGGGUAAGGUGAUCAAGUGCGAGAAGCACCCGGACGCCGAUAAGCUCUACGUCGAGACGGUCGACUGCGGCGAACCGGGGGGGCCCCGGACCAUCUGCAGCGGCCUCGUCCCGUACAUGUCCGCCGCCGACAUCGACGGCAAGAACGUCGUCGUCGUCGCCAACCUCAAGCCGCGCAACAUGGCGGGGCUCACGUCCGCGGGCAUGCUGCUGUGCGCCAACAACGGCGGGGACGGGGACGCGAGGAGGGUGGAGCUGCUGUUGGCGCCGGAUGAAGCCGUCGUUGGGGAGAGGCUCACGUGGGGCGACGCCGCCAACGAACCGCCGCACGGGGGUAACAAGAUCGCGAAGAAACGGAUCUGGGAGGCGGUGCAGCCGGACCUCGGGGUGAACGGCGCGUGCGAGGCGGGGUGGCGGGGCGUCGUGCUGACCUCGUCGGCGGGGGCCGUGAAGUGCGCGAGCAUCAAGGACGGCGGCGUGUCUUGA